CUUGUAUUUAACGUCUACAUAAGUGCACACUGCCACCCUGCAUUCAUUAACAAUUAACCGCUCGAAUAGGCAACAGUGAAGUGUGAAUUAGUUAGUUUAUUUGAAAGAACCAUUUGGAUUAUUUUGUUUUAUGAGUAAUUUAGUCAUAAACUUUUACUCAUAACAAAAUGUUUUCAAUAUUUGAAAAGUAUAAAUAUAACAAAAAAACGACCAAUUGUGAAGCUAAUGGAGAAAUAUCUGCCACUACCAAAUUUUUAAGUGGGCACCAGUAGGUAUCUGCCAUGCCCGAGUGGGGGAUGACGGCCCAUCUUUCCGGACAUCGUGACUGCCCGUAGACAAAUGCCGCCCGUGACCGAGUUCGAACCGGCGACGAUGCGCGUCGCAACCGACGCGCUGAUUAGUCCACUCGGCCACUCCGUCCCCUUAUUAAUAUAUUAUUAUACUACGCAUUACUAGCAUACUGUUUAAAAUUAUUACAUUUCAAUUACAAAAUAUUUUAGAAAAUCCAAGGAAAUGUAUAAAAUGAAUACAUACAUUAAUAUUAUCAUUGGUUAUAAAUACUAGUAUUUAUAAUCAAUUAUAUUAUGUUAUUAAACAGAAUAAAAAUUUGGUGUUGAAUUUUUGUAUAAUUGAAUUAUUAAAAACUCGGAAAAUGAAAAUAAUAUGCCAAAGUUUAUCGUCGUCUCAGGACGAUGCAAAUACAUAAUAAUAUGAUGCUUCAGCCUCCAGACACACGCCGCGCUGGUCACCCCUGGUAAAGUAUAAUAAUAAUUGCUGGUGCAAUAUAGUGUAAGUAAUGCGCGGUAUAUUGGUAUUUGCAUAAAUCCAAUUUCACGUGUGACCGAACACAUAAUAAUAGGUAAUAGUAAGUGUGAGGGUGCUAGUGCUAGUGUGACAGAAUGCCGAGUGUAUACGAAAGGACGACGCACUCGUCGAAACAUGGUCCAACUCGGUACGGUCAACAGGAUCAUCAAGGCUUACGCGUUGGUCGGCUUUUGCGUGGCUGCGUAUGCACUGUAUGUGGAAAUCUCACUGGAAAAUGAUCCGGAUUUUGAGCCACUGUGUGACCUCAGGGAAUACGUCAAAUGUUCUCCAGCGUUUAUUUCACCAUACGCCAAAGGUUUUGGGAUCGUCAGAUAUAUAUUCGGCGAAGAUUCCGCUUUCAACGUGCCCAAUGGACUCACGGGAAUGUUAUUCUACACCCUGUCAUUCACGUUGAGUUGUUCGAACAGUGAUAAACUCGUAAACAUCCACUACUACCUGGCGAUCGCGUCCAAUGUGUCCACAUUUUACUUGGCUUUCGUGUUGGUGUUCGUUGUUCAGGAACUGUGUUUGGUUUGCUUGACCACGUACUUCAUAAAUGCUAUAAGCCUUCUGUGUGUAUCGUCCAAACGGCGGGAAUUGUUGUCGCUAUCUGUGCACCUGCACAAACCGUGCAAAGGCGAUUAAAACAUAAUAUAUUUAUAAAAUACCUAGCGAUACACCUGCAGUCAGGUAAUGACGCAGCGUGUAUAAUAAAGUAUAUAUACCUAUAAUAAAUAAAGGUAAUAAAUAUCCAAAAUACGUCCCUUUCAUAUUAUAUUAUAUAAGUAUAUAACAUAUAACAGCUAUAUACAUAAUAUGUACCGUGACUUCACAUAAAUAGUGUCUUAAGGUUUUAGUUUCCAUGUUUA
Messenger RNA from Metopolophium dirhodum (rose-grain aphid), 1673 nucleotides. RefSeq names its product vitamin K epoxide reductase complex subunit 1-like protein 1 (gene Vkor). Lineage: Eukaryota; Metazoa; Arthropoda; Insecta; Hemiptera; Aphididae. The transcript is spliced from 4 exons. Gene Ontology annotation, biological process: vitamin K metabolic process; peptidyl-glutamic acid carboxylation. The record is from RefSeq and is a predicted model, not a curated record. Gene Ontology annotation, molecular function: vitamin-K-epoxide reductase (warfarin-sensitive) activity. The coding region runs from base 940 to 1449 and encodes 169 amino acids.